This is a messenger RNA of Coccinella septempunctata (seven-spotted ladybird), 6138 nucleotides long. Its product is annotated as ankyrin repeat and fibronectin type-III domain-containing protein 1. The coding region runs from base 263 to 4465 and encodes 1400 amino acids. Gene Ontology annotation, cellular component: spindle. Gene Ontology annotation, biological process: signal transduction; establishment of mitotic spindle orientation; regulation of establishment of bipolar cell polarity. The record is from RefSeq and is a predicted model, not a curated record. NCBI's taxonomy places the organism in Eukaryota, Metazoa, Arthropoda, Insecta, Coleoptera, Coccinellidae. The transcript is spliced from 17 exons. Gene Ontology annotation, molecular function: protein binding.
AGAUUCCAGUUUCUCAACACAGCUGUUUCUGUACCGGCGGUGGUAGUAGUAGCUGGAGAAGCGGAGUGUCGAAUUUUCGAAUCUAGUCGUCCAUGCGCCGUUUAAAGGGACGCGUUUGACGCGCGUUCUCGGUCUCUGCAUUCCAGCGAUUCGCGACCGUUAAAAAACGUAAACAAACCGAAACGACAGUUACCGAUAAUAUGUGAUUAAAUGUUUGUGAUUUCGCGUAGUGAUCUAGGGUGUGAAUGUCGCGCGUGUUGUGAUGGGUAAAGUGAAGGAAAAGGUGGCGAAAAAGAAGAAAAUGGCAGAUCUGAUAACGGAACGUAGGACGGGCGCCAACCUGAAACGAUCCAAGUCGGUCAGGGCCUCCCUUAGAUCCAUAGGGACCAAGAUAUUCAACCCCGGUAAGAGUUACGCGGAGAACCAGAGGAAGGUGGAGGCCCUGCAGAAGACCGCCUCCCUGUCCAGCUUGGAGGAGAGCAGGAGGGAGUUCAAGAAGACCAUCUACAAAUCCGAGUCCGAGUUCCAGCCGGAGAUGCUGUUCACCGCCAACACCAUACUCAAGACCCCGGUGAGCAACGUCAAAGACAAGAAGGCGAGGAAGAAGGACCAGAAGCAGUACCUGGAGUAUCACUUUCCCUUCGUGCCUACGCCGCCCGCGAACGUGCCUCCCAAGGCGGCGCAGUUGCUCCAGAUACCCAUCAGGGAGAAUCUGGAGACGGUGAGUUUCAGGUACGAGCAGGCGUUUGGGGAGAUGUCCCAACAGAGGGAGGAUAUGGAUCAGUUCGGGCAUCGACAAGGUUUGGAGAGGGCCAGGAAGAUGAGCGUGGACGAUGCCAGGGGUAUCUACGAGGAAUACCUGACGGAUUACAGACAGAACAGGUUCUAUAGGAGUUCCAUCAGGUUGUCCAUGGUGAAGAGGAGGAACCACACUCGGAAUUAUUCGAUGGCUGUUUCUUCCAAACUGCCGUCCUUGCCUGGGGACUCGGAAAUGGAAAACGGGCUUGCGCAGCCGCUGGAUCGCGUGGGAAAUGAAUUUUCCCGCUACGGCGGCGGCGCAAAGUCCGUGGGCGGAAGGAAAACUUCGAAAAAAGAGGCCAAGCUGUUGCAGCAACGCUUAGAGAAACUCGCCAAAGUCAAUAUACACUUGCAGGCCCUGUUUGCCGCCGUCGAACAUGGUCACUUAGAAAAGGCCAGAACUAUUUUGGAAUCGACAGAUGUGGACGUUAAUAGCGUCAACUGCGACGGUCUCACCCCACUGGACGUUGCGGUAUUGAGCAACAACAGGCCGAUGGUGAAGAUGCUGGUAUGUUUCGGAGCCAAAGAGGGAAGCAGAUUUCCUAAUCCGGAGAAACUCGGAUCUCACUUGAAACAGCUGCUGGGCGAGGCGGAACUCAGGCUGCAGGAGCUGGGAGGCCUUCUGGACGAGCCGUGCUCUCAGCUGAACACGCGAGCUUCCUUCUCGAGCAUCAUAGGGUAUCAGACUUCGGCCAUGGCAGGCUGCGCCGGCGGCGACACGGAGAAGCAGGCCAUCGCGUGGGGGAGAAAGGCGAAACAGCUCAAACGACUAGUCCUCGGUUUCAAUCAGGCCAGACCACCGGACGCGCCGUCUGUGGUCGCCAUAGAUAUAACUUCUAGCAAUUCCGUAGCGUUAAGGCUUCAAGAGCCCACGUCCAGCGAUUCGCCCAUUACUACUAAGUUUAAAGUACAAUGGUCAACUAGACCGGACUUCUCGAUAAUAACCGGAGAGACUGAGAUAACCGACCUGUCCAAACCGAAUUGCACCAUAGACUUAACGCAGGGUAGAAAGUACUUCUUCAGGGCCGCUUGUGGAAACUUGAAGGGUUUUGGAGCCUACAUAACGUCCACGCCAAACUGCGUCAUCCCCUCCAGUUGGCGUGAAGUCAACGGUAAACAGUCCAGGUUUGAUGGGAGGUUAGAGCAACUGGAAGAUCUCUUGAAUGAGGUCAGGAAAGUCAGACCUGGCACCGAGAUGCUGGAGACUCCGAACCCGCAAAGACGUACCCAAAGAAAAAAGACAACGAUAAAACAACUGUUUACGGCCGCUAGCAAGUUCCACAAAAACUUGAGAAGGGGUAUAUACCUAGCCUGCAUCUUGUACCACGAAGACAAGGUAUUAGUGACCAAUGAAGAUUUUUUGCCUGUGAUAGAAAUAGAUGAAAUUUUUCCUAAUUGUAUACAUACGGACCUGCACUGGUUGAUGAAGGUGUCCUGUAGCUGGGACGACAUCAAGUCCCUGAAGGCUGAUAUGGAGAAGCACACAUCCUCCGCCGUACAUUUUAGAAUUAAAUUAUUGACAGCGGCUCUCCAGAUGCAAUCUUCCCUCUGCCUCCAAGAUUUGGGUCAAUUAUUCUACAAGCCUCUGCGUGAUUCUCAUGACACAGUAGUCCUUAGUACCGUCAAUUAUAUAAAAAAUCCCAAGAGUGUCUCCGUUCUCAACUCGAGAUGGCUCCCAAUGAACAAGGUUUUCAAAAAGACUGUCUUGAGCGACGACCACAGCGUCUCGGAGAUACUGAUGGGGUCCAUCCAGGAGCAGAUCAACUACCACCAGGUAUCCAGUCUGAGACUGUCCAAAGGCCUCUACUUGGCCUUCCUGAAGAUGCAAAGUUCCUUCGAUCUCAUCCAAGUCGUGGUUCCUAGCAAGUCGCCCAACAUGUUGCCCCACUGCAAGAUCAGGGACAAUCCACACGUCUCUGCCGAGGAGUGGGAGUAUCUAGGUAGACAGCACCUGCCCGACAUCGUGGACAACUCUUCCGAGCAGCAGAAGACGUUCUUGGAACUGGUGACGAGCGCCGCUAAGAGGCUGUUCAAUUACAUGGACAUAUCGCCCGAGGAUUCCCUAUCGCACCGGUUGUACGACCUUGAGGUGAUCGAUCUCACCGACGAGGUCAGUUUCAUCGUGUUGUGCCCGUCCGCCGAAUUUUCCUGCUCGGUGCCCGGCCAGAGGGAGAUGCUGCUGCAAAGAGGGGAUCUUCUGAGUUUGCCCAUACAGGUCUUCGAAAUGAUCCACUUAAACACGUACCAGAAUCAGAUAGUGAAGAAGUAUUCGAAGCUCAGCUGUUUUCUGGAGCUGGACUCCGCCACGGCGAACCAUUUACACCGGGAAGCCUUCUCUAACAGCGAGGUGGCGUUGGCUAAGGAGAAACUGGUGCAAUUGCAGGAUUUCCAGAAGAGACUCGGCAACAUGUGGAAGGGGAUCAGGUGGCUGAUGGACGUUAUAGCCUUCGCCAGGGACAAGAACUCCAACGGUAUCUCCAUGAGAUACAUUUUGGAAAAGGAGAUGAGCAGCGUGAGUCCGAAGAGGAUUUUCCUCCAGAUACCGCCGCGUGACAGCAAGGUGGUGAAGAGCACUCCCGGCAGGGGUUCUUGGCCCGGUCCUGGUGGCUCGCAGCUGCCCCCCUCUACCUUGCUCAACGAGUUCAGCAAGAGCGAACAGCAACUGAGCAUGAACGAGGCCUCUUCCCAGUAUCUGAGCGCGUGCAGCGACACCUCGAGAAAGAACAGCGACAGCUACAACAGCGAUUACUACAACGACAAAUUACCGCCGUCUAGGAGCGAGGACACGCUUUACAUAAUACCCAGCGGGGCGACAAACCAAAGAAUAAGAGCGCACACAGUAUCAAGCCUAUCAGCCACCACUAGUCCAUUGCUGGGUGUAAGAACGAACUAUGGGGGAAGUAUGGUCAGUGUCAACACCUUGAAUACGACAAACACAUCUGACAGCCUGCACAGUUUGAGUUCUGACAGUGAUCCGUCAAUGCAGCCAAUGGGAAGCAGCACGCCACAGAAAAGGAUGAAAUCGCAAAUAGUCCCCUCCAGAUCUAUGACCAACGUGAAACAGCACGCGGAAGUCACCUAUCCAAAAUCGACGAGAAUUCGACCCAAAAAUUUAAAGUUGGACACUUUGACGCCUUCCAAUCUGGAAACUAGCUUAUCGAGGAGCUUGAAUAACAUAAAGACGGUUUCAGACAUCGACGUUUCUGCCACCACCUACCUGAAACCGCUGGAUUCCAUCAGGAAGUCUGAGGUUGUGUCGGAUAACCUUUUCAAGGUACCCUUCGUGGAAGAACAGAGUAGCAGUAAGGAAUCCCAGUCCGGGAUUUUACAGGUCUACGCCGCCUACGAUACCGGCCUGGCCACCGGCACCAGCCUGAAACUGCACGUCACCCCUAGGACGACGGCCCGCGAGGUCGUGGAUCUGGUCGUGAAACAGCUGAACAUGGCGGUGGUGCUCAAGGGCAAAGAGGGGCCCAUCUACCCUGCCGACAAGCUGCGGAACUUCUGCCUGGUGGCGGUGAUAGGGGCGCGCGAGAGGUGCCUACGAGACGAUUUCAGACCGCUGCAGCUGCAGAACCCCUGGAGGAAGGGCAGGUUGUACGUGCGGCAGAAGCAGGACGUCCUGGCCGCCUUGGAGCACAGCAGCAGGCUGGGGGCGGUCAUAUGAGAGGAGGAGAAACUGAUAUAGUGACGUAAAGGAUGGUAUUUUUCGAAUUUUUUGUAUACAGGAUGGUUUGCCUUGGAACUCUGCGUAUGGUGCAGACUUUGAACUCGAGAUUUAGCAAGAAGUUGACUGAAAACAUCCCAUUUCGACUUAUGAAACUGAAAUUCGAUUCCACUUCUCACAGUUCAAUCAAUUUUACAAAAGCUACUCUUCCUCCUUAUGCGUUCAAACCCAAUGCUUCGAACAAAACAUAUCCCGGAAACCAUAAAGAGAAAAAGAGAUCAGCAAGACCCUUUGGUGUUGAAAUAAUCCUUGUGACAUACGGUGUCGAAAUGUGCCUGUAUACAAAAGCGGGCUGGAUGAGCCAACUCGAAACUUAGUCCAGAACUGGUGCUAGUUAAAGUCGUUAACAUAAAUGUCUUAUGAUUUUUCAAUGUCGUUUCCCGCCUACUAGCUGAAUAUAUUCCGUAGAUUGAGCAUAUCUUUGUCGACAAUUUUUAGCGUUGUUGGGUGGAGAUGUCACCGGUUUUGUCCAUUAUUUCAUACUUCGUGUAGCGAUAACGUUAAGAAUACCCAACUGAAGUCUAAGCAGUGGCGUCAAAUCCUAUCGAAGAUAGUCUAACCUAAGCCAUGAUUUCGACGUUAAAAUUUCUGAAAUUUCUAUGAAAUGUUGUUUUCCUUAGGUGCUUUAGCUGUCCCGCAGUAAUAUUUUUUUAAUACUCGAUUUUUAUAGAAUAUUUUUUAUUCGUAUUGAAUGAAAUAGAUAAUACUGUGAUUGAAGAAUCUGGACCAUUAAGAAAUUAUAUAAAUACGAAAUUAAGCUUCUUCAACUCCUUCCAUAAUCUAUAUAAUACCAUGUUCGGGAACUUCCGACCCAUGAGGCAAUCUUUCCCUUCAAUGAUAUCCUUGAUAUCUUUGAAAAACUUUGGAAAUUUCACUUUCAAAUAAAAUAUAACUGUCGAUCUUAAUUCUCUUUAAAGCAAAGACUGAUUUGAACUAAUCGACCGGGUUAUUUAUUUCCAUCGGAAUGAUGAUGAUCUAUUAACUUUAUUUAUUUCACUGAAACGGAACAAAGAAGGUCCAGUUGAUUUCUAAGUUGUUAAUAUGAAACUUUGUUCAUCAUUAUCAUGUCAAUAUAGAAAUUAACGUUCUCUAAACACCAAAUAUAUUAAAUAAAUCUUAUAAGAUAUUUAAAUUUAUCCAAAUAAAUGAAUAUAUUCCAAUGUUAUAUAUUGAGAAUUUUUAUUUUACACAUAUAUAGUCCAACUCAUUUGGAAACCCUAAAUAUAUAAUUGAAGGAUCUCUAUAAUUUUCGCAAUAAUGAGAAAUACUUUCAGCUUUUUACUUGUAAAAAUUUCAUAUCACUGAUUUGUGUUCAAACUUCCCCACUUCAUCGGUUUUUUGUGAUUCGAUAUUUUGAACAAAUCUCAAAUUGUACAUAUUAAUUGAAAAUAUGAAUCAUUAUAACUGUACUAUUAUGUAAUAUAGAGAGGUAUAUUUAUAUACAAUGCAAUAAAAAAAACGUUUCAAUCGUUCAUGAGUGCAAUUCGAGUGAGUUGGGGAAUUCAAUUUUUUUAAUGCAUUGUAUGUUUGUUGUAGAGCACAAUGAUGUAAUGAGAUGGUUUGAAUAAAGAUAUAGUGAAAAUAGAUUUAAUAAUAAAUAUGUUAUCAAUUUA